Messenger RNA from Dioscorea cayenensis subsp. rotundata (Guinea yam), 927 nucleotides. RefSeq lists its product as uncharacterized. Bases 1 to 927 code for a protein of 308 amino acids. Lineage: Eukaryota; Viridiplantae; Streptophyta; Magnoliopsida; Dioscoreales; Dioscoreaceae. The record is from RefSeq and is a predicted model, not a curated record. The transcript is spliced from 2 exons.
AUGGCCACCGGAGUCGAAGCUCUUCUCCGGUGUGUGUUCGAAGGUUGCAUCGCCUUCUCUGAUGCCGAUAUAGAAAGGCGGCCGUAUCACCGGAAUUGUGGUUGUGCUUUGCAUGGCAAGCUGUGUUCCGGCAAGGUUUUGAAAGAGGCUUAUGGUCUCCUUCAUGGUUGUAGAGUGGCUCGGGGAGCCUCAAGUGUAACCAACCUCUUAUUCGCCAAUGAUUGCUACCUCUUUUUCAAUGCUAUGGAUAACAAAACAGAUUGCAUCCUUCAUGUUCUCCAUCAGUAUGCACAGGCUUCCAGGCAAUCAAUCAAUAUGAGAAAAUCUACAUUUAUGUUCAGUGCAAAUGUUAAUGUGGCAAUAAGAAACUCUUUAGCCAACAAGUUGAGUGUAUCUCAAGUGGAAUCUCAAGAUCAUUACCUGGGACUACCUUCUUUUAUUGGGAAAAAUAAGAAGAUGGUCUUUUCUUUUAUUAGGGACAAGAUUGGGAGAUGGCUUCAAGGAUGGAAUAAGAAAAUUCUAUCUCAAGCAGGGAAAGAGAUAUUACUCAAAACAGUAGCACAAGCAAUCCCUGCAUAUGUUAUGAGUGUUUAUUUUAUUCCUCUUAACUUGUGUGAUGCUUUGGAGAAGAUGAUGAAUUCCUUUUGGUGGGGUUCAAAGAGUAAUGAUAAUGGUGGAAUUAAUUGGAUGCAAUGGAGCCCUUUAUGUGUCCGUCGAGAUUGUGGUGGGCUAGGUUUUAGGCGAUUGAGGGAUUUUAAUUUAGCUAUGCUUGGGCAGCAAGGUUGGAGGUUCUUACCUGUUUCAAACUCUCUAACAUCUAGAGUUUUCAAAGCUCACUAUUUCCCUUAUGGAUCUUUCUUGAUGCAGAUCUUGGGAAUAACCCUAGCUUCGUUUGACGAAGCAUUUUUGCUACGAAAGACUUACUAA